Messenger RNA from Bathycoccus prasinos, 2784 nucleotides. RefSeq lists its product with no specific name. Lineage: Eukaryota; Viridiplantae; Chlorophyta; Mamiellophyceae; Mamiellales; Bathycoccaceae. The transcript is spliced from 2 exons. The record is from RefSeq and is a predicted model, not a curated record. Gene Ontology annotation, molecular function: enzyme regulator activity. The coding region runs from base 1 to 2784 and encodes 927 amino acids. Gene Ontology annotation, cellular component: proteasome regulatory particle, base subcomplex; nucleus; proteasome complex. Gene Ontology annotation, biological process: regulation of protein catabolic process; proteasome-mediated ubiquitin-dependent protein catabolic process.
AUGGGUGAGAAAAAGAAAGACGUCGUCGUUCCAUCGUCCACCACCGAUGGAAAAGACAAAUCUAAAGAUGAUGAUGAAAAGAAGUCUACGAAAACGACUGGUAAAGACGCGAAACCGGAGAUUGAAUUAUCCGAGGAAGAUCUUCAGCUGAAAACAAACUUGGAACUGUUAGUCCAAAGGGUGAUGGAUUCCAAAGCGGGCGUGGCGAAGUUGGCGCUGGAGAGCAUGCGAACGGAGAUCAAAACGGCGACGAGUUCGAUGACUUCGGUUCCGAAACCUUUGAAAUUCUUGCGUCCUCACUUGCAAACUUUCAAAGACCAGUACCCGACCAUCAAAGACGCGACAAACAAGAAACUUUUAGCGGAUGUUAUCUCCGUUUUAUCCAUGACAGAUUCCCCGGGAGAGAAUGUCAUUCCGGAGUCGUUGAAGUAUAAGAUGUUAGGGAGCGGAGAAGAGGUUGGAUUUUGGGGCCAUGAGUACGUGAGAAACUUGGCGAGCGAAAUCGGCAUCGAGUACCAUCGACGCGCAGACUUAGAAGAAGGAGAAGAAGGGGUCACCGCAAAAGAUAAAGAGGUUGACGAUUUGAUGAAGUUGGUGAAGGACAUCGUGCCAUUUCACAUGUCGCACAACGCCGAGCCUGAGGCAGUGGAUUUGUUAAUUGAAGUGGAAAAGUUGGAGUAUUUGAUUGACCACGUGACGGAGAAUAAUUAUUCGCGCACGUGUUUGUAUUUGAUCUCGUGCUCGAGCUAUUUGCCGGAACCGGAGGACGGUAUCGUCUUGUCCACCGCGCACAAAAUUUUCAUGAAAGUGAACAAAUUGUGUGACGCCAUGCGAGUGGCGUUGAAGAUUGGCGUACAAAGUACGAUUGAAGAAACAUUUUUAGCUUCAAAGGACCCGUUAGAAAAGAAACAGCUCUGUUACAUUCUCGCUCGACACGGCCACCCGUUGAAAUUAGACGAAGGACCGUGCGAACAAGAAGGUGAUGACGCGGAAGAGUUGACGUUGAUCAUGUCAAACUCGAAGCUUUGCGAAAAUUACUUGACUUUAGCGAGAGAUUUGGACGUGAUGGAAGCCAAGUUACCGGAGGAUAUUUACAAAACACAUUUGAUUGAAGGCAGAGCGCCGUCCGGGCCUGCUGUAGAUAGUGCUCGCGCGAAUUUAGCGGCGACGUUUGUCAACGCAUUUGUCAACGCCGGUUUCGGUCACGAUAAGUUGCUCACCGCGCAAUCCGCGGAAGGCACGACUGGCGAAGGCGGCUCUUCCUCCAACGUUUCCUGGAUUUUCAAAAACAAAGACCACGGCAAAAUGUCCGCAGCUGCGAGUUUAGGAUCUGUGUUGUUGUGGGACGUCGAAGGUGGUUUACCGCAGGUGGAUACGUUUUUAUAUUCCGAAGAGCCGUUAGUCGUUGCUGGUGGUCUCCUCGCCGUCGGUUUGAUCAACACGAACGUGAGAAACGAUUGCGAUCCAGCUUACGGUCUGCUUUACGAAUCCGUCAACAAAGAUAAUUCGUCCGUUCGAAUCGGUGCAAUCAUGGGCUUGGGUUUAGCGUACGCCGGUUGCCAGAAGGAAGAAGUGGCUGAACUCUUGACGCCAAUUGUAACGGAUGAAUCCACGCCAAUGGAUGUUUGCGCGUUUGCCGCUUUAUCGUUAGGUUUAGUUUACUGCGGCACGUGUCACGAAGAGUCCGUUCAAUCCAUCGUCCAAGCAUUGAUGCUUCGCCCGGAGAAAGAUUUGGAAGAUCCUUUCGCGCACUUGAUGUGCUUAGGUCUCGGCUUGAUGUUUUUGCAAAGACAGCAAGAAGUUGAAGCGACGUUAGAAGUUGCGAAGACUUUUCCGGAACGCAUUUCGGAGUAUUGCCAAGUCGUUCUCGACGUUUGCGCCUACGCUUGCUCGGGUAACGUCUUGAAAGUACAAGCCUUGCUUGCGAAAUGUGGUGAACACAGAACGACAGAAGAAUCGACGGAAGAAGACAGUUGGAAAUUAGACGCGCAAUCUGUGGCGUGCCUAGGCAUUGCUAUUAUUGCCAUGGGUGAAGACCUCGGUCGCGACAUGGCGAUCCGUUCGUACGAUCACUUGAUUCAGUACGGGGACAACUCGGUGAAAUUGGCUAUUCCUCUCGGUUUAGCCAUGUUGCACACUUCCGAUCCGAAGUUAGAAAUCACCGAUCAAUUAGGUCGAUUAUCGCACGAUAACUCGGAAGAAAUCGCUCAAUCCGCUUGCUUGGCGCUUGGUAUCGUCGGCGCUGGUACGAACAAUGCGCGUUUAGCGCACCAGCUUCGACAAUUGACGAGCUACUACUACAAAGAACCGAGUCUUUUGUUUUUAGUCCGCGUCUCGCAAGGGUUAGUGCAUUUGGGCAAAGGUUUACUCACCUUAUCUCCGACGCAUUCCGAUAGAACCUUGCAAUCGAGCGUCUCCCUGGCUGGUUUGAUGAUCACCUGCUUCGCCGGUUUGGACAUGAAGCACACGAUUUUAGGAAAGCAUCACUACAUGCUUUAUUAUCUCUUCGCUGCAGCCGUUCCGCGCAUGUUGAUGUGUGUCGACGAGGAAGGUAAAGCUUUACCGAUUCCCGUGAGAGUUGGCCAGGCUGUCGACGUUGUCGGCCAAGCUGGUAGACCAAAAACAAUCACCGGCUUUCAGACGCACACGACGCCGGUGUUACUAGCUUCGGGCGACCGAGCCGAAUUAGAAAGCGGCAAAUACAUCCCAAUCACCUCGAAUUUGGAAAACGUAGUCAUUAUGAAGAAGAAUCCGGCGUGGGAAGAAGAGGAUGCAAAGAAAUAA